AGCAUCGAGGCUCAAGCCUCUGCGCCGCCCGCUGCGCGCGCAGAGCUCUCCCGGGUGGUCGUUCCUCAGUUGGGGCGAGACACGGGAGGGGGUGGCCGGCUGCCUCGGCUCCGCCCUCUUCUGCGCCCACGACGUCAUCCCAUGGGCCGCCCGCCGCCUGAGGUACAGGACGGCUCUGCAAGGGGUCGCGCGGCGAUCUUGCGGAACCUGCGCGUCAUCGGCCGGAGGUGCCGCGCGAGGGGACGGUUCGCGGACGCCUCCACGCUGGGGCCGCUGCUGUACGUGGAAGACCUGGCGGCGGCGGUCUCGGAGCACCUGCAGUCGCACGAGGCGUGUGCCCUGCGGGCCACCGCGCGCGCGGUCAGGCAGGGCGCAUGGGGCUCGAAGCUUCGCUCCUACGUCUACGCCUUCGGCGGCGAGUGCGCCGACACUGGCCACACGGAGCGCCUGCGCCCGGAGACGGGCGCGUGGGAGGCGCUGCCGCCGAUGGGUCAGGGCCGCAUGUGGGCGACCGGGGUGGCGAUGCAGGGGUGCCUGUUCGUGUGUGGGGGCUCCCACGGGCUUGGCCCAGUAGACCUGGUCGAGUGCUUCAGCCCGCGCCGCGGCUGCUGGUCGACGCUGCCGCCGAUGAAGAGCCGCCGGGCGUGGGCCUCUGGCGGCGCCAUCGGGGGCUGCCUCUACAUCUGCGGCGGCCGAGACCUCAACAGGUGCCACUCCUCCGCGGAGUGCUUCAAUCCAGAGGUCGGCGAGUGGGAGGCGGUCGGGAACAUGCGGUGCGCGCGCUACGGCGCAGCUGGCGCCGUGGUCUCUGGGCGGCUAUACGUCUGCGGAGGCUUCGCGACUCCGAGGCACCUCGCCCCGAACCCCGAGGGCCCCGAGACGAGCGCGAAGCAGUUCUGGGGCAUCGACUCGGUCGAGCGCUUCGACGCGGAGGUGCGGGACUGGGCCGAGAUGCCUCCGAUGCGGCACCGGCGCGGCUGGUCUGUCGCAGCGGCGGCACUCGGCCACGUGUACAUGUGCGGGGGCCGCAAUGAGGACCAGGGGGAUGGGGUGCUCAGCUCCGUGGAGCGCUUCAUGCCCGAGCUUGCUCCGUGGGAGACGCUACCAUCCAUGGGCAAAGGGCGCCACGCGGCCAUCGGUGCCGUGGUGGGUGGUCGGAUCUACGUCUUGGGGGGCCGUGCUGGCCGUUCCAUCUUGAGGACGUCGGAGGUUUUCGAUAUCGCGCAGGGGGGCUGGAGCCCAGCCCCGCACAUGGCCGAGGGCCGUGCGUGGGCAGUGGGCGCCGUGCUCGCGAGUACUGCAGGGUCAUGAUCGUUUGAACCCGGCUGCCUGCGGCAGGCCCCGCCAUCUCGGGGCACCGGGCGGUCUGCCACGCCUCAAGCGUGCCAGGGGUGGCACGGUGGCGGCUUUUGGAAGGCCCUCUUCAGGAAGCAUUGUACAUAGGAGAGCCAGACCGCAUGCGAUGCCGUUUGGUUGGUGAUAGUUACACGUGUACAGAUUCGCAUCACGGGUACGUCCGUGGUGAUGUUGGCUCGUCCGCACGGGCCAAGGUAGUUGCAAGGCUCUGUCGCGUCAAGCGAAGUUUCUAGACCGCGCAUCAAGUAUAGAGCCUAGGCCACGAAUUCAUGGUCGAGUUUGAAGCUGCGGCGCUGAAUUGUAAAGCAGCUGAUCCUCUCGAGAGGUCGGCUCUAUAAGUUCCAAUUUCGGUGUGCUCGAGAGGCCUGACCGAGUGCUUGAGGAGCAAUUUCUGCGAUAUUGAUUGGUCCUGCCACGCAUCACAGCUACGUUACGCAUUCCCUCGCUUCUCUUCCUCGUUCACGCGCGUGGCCGAGUCGAUCUUCAAUAUUGGAGCGCGGACUCGUUCUAUUGUGGCGCCCCACGGCGGUGGGCAUGUCUAGCUUUGACAAGAUGCGCGCCCAGCAUGAAUCGUCAG
Molecule: messenger RNA, 1933 nt
Organism: Prorocentrum cordatum
Lineage: Eukaryota; Dinophyceae; Prorocentrales; Prorocentraceae
Source: the annotation of a GenBank genome assembly